Messenger RNA from Lachnellula hyalina, 945 nucleotides. RefSeq lists its product as uncharacterized. Bases 1 to 945 code for a protein of 314 amino acids. The transcript has a single exon. Lineage: Eukaryota; Fungi; Ascomycota; Leotiomycetes; Helotiales; Lachnaceae. The record is from RefSeq and is a predicted model, not a curated record.
AUGAGCCAAGAAAAGAUAGACCCCGCCAGCUUCUACUUCCAGUAUCAGGGCCACCCGAUCUCCGACAUCUCCACCUUCCACUCCAUCACGCUCUCCCAAAGACCAAAUAAACCCAUCGUCUACCUAGCCGGCGACUCCUCACUGGACAACAAACACUGGAUCUCCCCCCCUUUCCUCGAACCGCUACCUGAAGGCAUCCGCGUCCCUUCCAUCUACCACUCUACCUUCUCUCAACCGUGGCCGAAGCCCGAUAUAGCAUUCUGGCUGAACCACUUCUUCGGCUCCGACGCCACAGCUCUAAACUGUGCCGUUGAAGCAUCGACGCUAAAGGACCGCGGAGAGGGGAAAGGGUUACUGGAACACGAUGUAUUUGUCCGCGAUCACAUCUCUGCAAAUGAUAUCCUCAUCGUCUCGAUCGGCGCCAAUGACAUUGCGCUGAAACCGACUUUCGCCACUAUAUGCCACAUGUUACGGCUCGCGUGGCUGACGCCGCGCUUACUGCUGAACUCGUGGACGCUCACGCACUUUACCGAUCUGUUCAAAACGCAGGUGCAAGCGUAUGUUGAGAAGCUGGUCGAGAAGCAGAAGCCGAGAGCGGUGGUUGUGUGUAUGAUUUAUUAUCCGCUUGUAAGUUUAGGUGCAAACCAGCAGAGGAGUUGGGCGGAUCUGCCGUUGAAGCUGUUGGGGUAUAAUUUGUGGCCGCGGCAGUUGCAGACGGCGAUUGGGAGGAUGUAUGAGCUGGGUACGAAGAGGGUUGUCGUGGAAGGGGUGAGGGUUGUGCCGUGUGCGCUGUAUGAAGUUUUGGAUGGGAAGGAGGCGGGGGAUUAUGAGGAGAGGGUUGAGCCGAGUGUUGAGGGGGGGAGGAAGAUGGCGGCGUUGUUGAAGGGGAUUGUGGAUGAGUUUGUUAGUGAGGAAGAUGAUGUGGGGUAUAGAGAUGACAUUUGA